This is a messenger RNA of Ectocarpus siliculosus, 2819 nucleotides long. The record is from the annotation of a GenBank genome assembly. Lineage: Eukaryota; Phaeophyceae; Ectocarpales; Ectocarpaceae.
AUGGGGAAGGAUUCCCCGACGCCGGGCGUGCUGUUGAGGAUCGACCACACCAAGUCCAAGGUGUACAACGCUCUACGCCGUCUCGAGUGGCAGACCAACCGGGAGGUAGACAAGGCCGUCAACAACCUCAUGGCUUCGUCGAACAAGGGUGGUGUGGACAGCACGCAGUUCAAGGCGAAGAAGACUGUGUUCAGAGAGUCGCAGAAGCUGGACGGCGGGCAGCAGGUGCAGGCUGUCAUGGCCGGCUGGAAGUGCUCCACGUACCAGUACCUCGGGAGCAUGCAGAUGAAGGGCGUCGGGUCGAGCAUGUUCCAGAAACCGUUCUGGAAGAACAACCCGGACCUUAACGAAGACAAGGUACACCGUCAGAUCAACAAGCAGGUGAAGGCGACUGUGUGGAUGGCGCACGACUACCCCCUCAAGCUCAAGCACAUCAUGCCGGCUCUGGAGAUCCUUUCCGUCAGGGACGACAUGGCCGCAAGGCUUCGCUCCGUUCUCUCCCUUGCCGGGAUCCCUCAGGAAGGAUUCCCUGUGAAGGUUUCCGUGCCCCUGAUGAUGACCGUGAAAGCUGUCGUCACCUUCGAGAACUUCAGGUCCGACGGCAUCGAUGCCAGCAACUUCGUGAUCCCGAGCGACUAUCACCGGUCACGCCGCAUGUCGAAGGAGAAGUAUAUCGCCGGGGUUGGGACCGGAGGGGAAGGCGGCGGCGGCGGGGGGGGCGGGCGGCAGAACAUGGACAGGGGUGCCUCGGGCAAUUUCGAGUCGGACGACGAGGAGGAGGAGGAGGAGGAAGGCGUGUUUGUGACGGAGGCCGGCGUCAGCGAGAGGGAGCUGUUGAGGAGACGGGCGGCGUCUCGGAACGCGUUCGAUGACGACGAGGAGGACGAUUCUGACUUCGAUGAAGACGACAUGUCCGAUGAGGGAACGACGCCGGCAUCCUCACCCCGACGAAGAAAGAGCUUGACCAAUGGCAACGGCAGCGGCACCAACGGCGAGAUGUCAGACCCUCAGUCUCCCCUCGCCAGAGGGCAGCCAACGAGUCAAGCGCAGGCCUUGGUGUCGGGGAGAACAGCACCAGCCUCCGGCGGCGGCCUUCAGGGUUAUCAGCCGGCCGCCCCGUCGUCGGAUGGGAGAGGUAGAGAGGACCCGUCGCAGAGAUCACAGCAGCGGCAACAAGCUCACGCUCAACCUCGCGGCCGAUCCAUGAGCAGCGACAGCCCGGAGCGGCGAGGGGGCCCCGCGAGUGGGACCGCAGGGGGGGGGGCAGCAGAACGGCACGUCGGGGGGGGUGGGGAGGCUCCCGCCCACAAGCGGCAGCGAAGCAAGUCUCGGAGCGGCAGGCUGGUGUCUCAGCUCAGGGGCAUCGUCGGGGCCGGGAAGGGCAAGUCCGCGCGGAGGGGCGGGGGCUCCGGCGCGUUGGUGAUGAACGGCAGGGGGGGGCACUCCCUCAGCGACGACGACGAGGAAGACUCGUUCGAGGACGAGGAAUGGGACGUCCGAGAGCAGCAGCAUACCGCGGGCAACGGCAACGCUCACGGCAACGGCGGCGGUGGCAGCGGCAGCGGGGGGGUGGUGACAGCGGCGUCUCGGGCGGCCCAGCUGGUAGAGGCGCGAGAAGCUUCCCGGGGACAUCGGCGAGUGUCGUCCGCCACGGCGACUAUGGGAGUGCCGAUCGGAAACAACACCAACUUGGAGAACCGGAGAUCGCCACCGGGGUCCAUGUCUAAUCUUAGAGCGGCGGCGGAGCAGCAGCAGCAGCAGCAGCAGGCGACGGGGUCGCGAUUGCCGCGGGUCCCGCCAGCGAUGCCGCUAAGCGGCAGCAGGGGCGCGGGUGUCGGCAGGGGCGCCAGCGGGAGAGGGUCCGCGCUGAAGCCUCCAGCGCCGCGGAAUUCGGAGUGAUGUUUGUUGGUGUUUUGGUUUUGGGUGCAGAGGUAGGGAGGUCUGUUUUUUGAAGUAGCGACAGUUUUUCCUCAGGUUUUUAGUACGAAGGAAGGAGCGAGCCGAGUGCUGGAGGAGGGGGUGUAAAGGCGUGGUAUUUGUCGCAGGGGAGGCGAAUCGGGGGGUCGGAGAGGUAAGGUUGGCUUUAAAGUUUUUUGUGUUUGGUGUGGGAGUAAUAGGGUUCAGCAGCAUCACAGCGCCGUUCAUGUCUCUUGGUUCGCGUGGUGGUUUUAAUCCCGGAUAGCUAGUCAGCUAUGUUUACAGUCACGUGAUAACUGCUGCGGUGUACCAGUAGUCUGCAGCAUCUGUUGGGGGUAUAACGAUAGCUAUUAGGGUCGAUCGAGAUUAAUUUCAGAUGGCCGGAGAGAAAGAGAGUUCUUUCAUGUGUUGCAUCUCGUUUUGUCCGGCCUCCGUUUACUACGUUCGACCAUCAUGAUCAUCAUCAUCGCGUGUGUGUGUAUCGUCUUUUCUACUUUUUCCUUUUUUUGUGGUGAAGAAUGCAUGAUUAGUUUCUCGUCGGUCUUCUUUCUUCUUUCCUCGCUGCCUUUUAGUGCUCUGUGUUCCUGGUUGUGUACCGUGCGAUUUGAUGCACGGACGUCGCUGCUCCUCGCCGAUAGCUUCUAAAUACCGCAACCUUACGUGCAGCGUGUCCCCAUGGAUCGGUCGUAUAUAGAUAGUUUGUUUGCCGCGGCGAUUCAGGCCACGAUUAUUGUGUGUUUUUGUCUAUGCUACUACUGUACUACGCCACUGGAGGGGUAAUUUGUCGUUUGUUACGGGAUAAUCUUGGAUGUUUUGUUUUUUUCCGUACUCUCCGCUCCCGGGGGGGGGGGGGGACCGCAUGAAUGACUAAUAGAUUGUAGCUUUCCUUCAUUACCGCCUUC